AUGACACUCCUUCAAACACUCCUCCGCGCAACUGCUUUCAAGAAUCCCCUCUUACGCACACUUGUACCUUCUGUUGCGCUCGCAUACGGUAUCCAGACCGCUGUUGCCGUUCCCUCUAUCGCAGCACAGACAGAACGCUACUAUGAUUUGAGCGGCAGCUUAACCUACCUCUCCUGCACUGCGCUGUCCCUAUUCCUGCCCUACCUGCGCGCACAAAGCGCGGGCGCAGUCACCGGCGGUCUCGCAGAGUAUCUAAGCAGUAGAGGAUUGGGCCAGGGCACGUGGUGGUGGAGACAGGCGCUGUUGAGCGCGGCCGUGGGAAUAUGGGCGACGCGAUUGGGAUCUUACCUCUACCAACGCAUCUCCUCCGACUCUGGCCGCGACUCCCGCUUCGACAAGAUCCGCAUCUCGCCCCCAAAAUUCUACAUCGCCUUCUUCGCCCAGGCCACCUGGGUCACCCUCUGCACUCUACCCAUCAUCCUCGUAAACUCGCUGCCCCGCUCCGCCUACGCAGUUCCCCUCGUUGCAGGCAGUCAAGCGGCCAUUGCCGCAAAACCCUACCUCACCGAUCUACUCGGCCUCGCCCUUUUCGCCUUCGGCCUCACCUUCGAGGUCGUCGCGGACCGCCAAAAGGCGCAGUGGGUGGCAGACAAGAAGGCAAAGAGGCACAGCGAAGAGUUCUUGACACACGGGCUGUGGGCCAAGUCGCGGCAUCCGAAUUACUUUGGCGAGGUGACGCUGUGGACGGGGAUUGCGCUUGCGGCAGCGGGGCUGUUGGUGAGACAGCCUGCGCAGGCGGCGUUGGGGUUGAGUGGCGGGCUGAGUGGGAGAGUGUUGGUGGCGGGUAUGUGUGCGGCCAGUCCUGCGUUUGUUACUUUCUUGCUGCUGAAGGUGAGCGGCGUGCCUUUGAGUGAGGAGAAGUAUGACAAGCGGUAUGGGGACAGGAAGGACUAUAAGAAAUGGAAGGAUGAGACGCCCAUGUUUAUCCCCAAGUUUUAG
Plenodomus lingam JN3 is the source of this 999-nucleotide messenger RNA. RefSeq lists its product as uncharacterized. Gene Ontology annotation, biological process: lipid metabolic process. Gene Ontology annotation, molecular function: oxidoreductase activity, acting on the CH-CH group of donors. Gene Ontology annotation, cellular component: membrane. Lineage: Eukaryota; Fungi; Ascomycota; Dothideomycetes; Pleosporales; Leptosphaeriaceae. The record is from RefSeq and is a predicted model, not a curated record.